AGCUUCAUUUUUCGUGGCUCCGUUGAACGCUCACCGGGGGCGGUUUCCAUUUCGGUUACGGUUCGAAGCUGAAGCCAGACCGCGCCGCCUAGGCUCGCUUCGGCUCACUUCGGCUCCGCCUCGCGAGUAAUCCUGUCGCUCGGGGCCUAAGCUCCCGAUGGCUGGGACGAGGGUCUUCCUGACGCUGUUGCUCGUUUGCCUGUCGCGGUGUCUGCCGCAGACUUCGGGUAGCGACGGGGAUGGAGGCGACGAUUUCACGGCGAACAACGGCACCAAGCUGAUCGAAAGUCCCUCACGGCGAACCAGGUCCCUUGUUUUCCCUCACGACUCGCAGAUGCUGCUGAUCUUUGGUCUGGGAACGCCGCUGCAGCUGGAACGCGAGAGCGUGAUCGUCGGUUACUUCGCAAAGAUCGUGUUCGAUCUACCCGCCAACGCUUCGGAUUUCACCGAGCCCGGGAUCUAUUAUUCUCGCACGCAGAGGAGCAGAUGGAGUAUCUACAGGAUCCUGGAGAAGGUAGCGGGCCUGUACGGGUUCGGCGGCAAGGCGUGCCUGAUGAAGGCAAUUUGCGAGGCGGCGUCCACGCCGUUCGACGACAAGCAUAGUCUAUUGGGGCAGCUGUUGCAAGUACUUUUCAAGCCCUCCAGCACCGAGGAGCGGUACGAGGAGUACGGGGACAGAGAGUACAGAGCGGCCGAGCGCUUGGGCGAGCAGGUGUCGGCCGAAAACUGCCACGCCCUUUAUCCCGAAUGCCGCAGAAGUGUGCUCGACGUGUUCUCCACGGUGAUUUCGUGAGCACCGACACCGAAAAUACGGACUCCGGAUGGAACAGGCGCACGCCACGGGAACGGCCACGCCUCGAAUCCUCGUUGAUUCCGUGGCUACGAACCGCUCCCGAGAUAUCUAUCCGCUUUCUCGGCUCCGCCAACGAGAACCGCCAGCGAGGAGCGGCAGCGAGAACUGGCAGCAAGCGUCGGCAUCGAGGAUCAACGUCGAGAAUCGACAGCGAUCGCCGGUAACGAGGAUCGACGAUCAAGAACUUGUUGCCGAACGAACUGUAUACGAUCGUGGACAAAUACAGUCGAUGCAAAAAUUAUUCGUACACUUUUUCAAAUGGAAUAACCUUUUAAUAAUUCGGCCAGGCCCAAUUUGGGCCUAAAAUUUGUUGCGGAUGUUAGGGAGAUUAUUUUACUAGAUAUGUAUUGGCGAGAAAACUGUAUUUCAAAAAUUACAAUUGGUUGGAGGGAUAAAAGAAUUUCAUAAAAUUAAUGUAUAUUAUUUGGUCAAAUUUGAACUAACAAGUUAGAUUGUGUGACAUCGAUUACUUUUUUAACGUUCUUAUGUUUUGUUGAUCCUAACAACAUUAGAAAGGUAUAAUAGAUUAACUUUGAAAUUAAUUUUCAAACCUGUGCAAAUAAUUCCGUCACGCAAAUAUAAGCGGCAUUCAAUGUGUUAAAAGUAGCGAAAGUUCCAGUUUUCACGACUUUCGACCAAAAACUGUAAGAUCUAGUUAUCGACGCCAAUAAAAUGCGUUUUUGAAUUUCUGGCAUUUGUUCAGAUAAGGAAGUUGAAUAACGCGAUUUCUUAACUUUUUUUAUCAUUUUAAGCAAUUGCUAUUUUUACGUAAAAUGUUUAAUACGUUAUCUGCUAAAUUAGUUCCUCUAACACCUCAAAAAAUUUCAUCUCGUUUGGUUCAAUUUUAGAAGAAGUUAUUCCCUUUUAAACGGUGUUCAAAUAUAUUUGUCCACAAAUGUGCCUAUCGAUGAAAUAGCGGAGUUUGGACAUCAGGAAAGAUAGGAUACUAAUUGAAUGGUAAUAUUCUAUUAGUCCAACACUUGUGGAAAUCGCAAAGAUUAAACGUAAAAUAUCUUCAUGAAUAACUGCAAAA
Messenger RNA from Megalopta genalis, 1886 nucleotides. RefSeq lists its product as uncharacterized. Lineage: Eukaryota; Metazoa; Arthropoda; Insecta; Hymenoptera; Halictidae. The record is from RefSeq and is a predicted model, not a curated record.